This is a messenger RNA of Tinamus guttatus (white-throated tinamou), 177 nucleotides long. Lineage: Eukaryota; Metazoa; Chordata; Aves; Tinamiformes; Tinamidae. The record is from RefSeq and is a predicted model, not a curated record.
CGGGAGGAGGCGGCGCAGGGCCCCGCCGAGGCCGAGGACUUCCCGGAGAGCUCGGAGCUGGAGGACGACACUGAGGGGCUCUCCACGCGCCUCAGCGGCACCCUGAGCUUCACUGGCCACUGGGAGCAGGGCGACAGCGACGACGGUGACGACGAGGACGACGAGGGCGGAGAGGAG